Messenger RNA from Ciona intestinalis (vase tunicate), 2048 nucleotides. Its product is annotated as protein phosphatase 1 regulatory subunit 36. The record is from RefSeq and is a predicted model, not a curated record. Lineage: Eukaryota; Metazoa; Chordata; Ascidiacea; Phlebobranchia; Cionidae. Gene Ontology annotation, molecular function: phosphatase binding. Gene Ontology annotation, biological process: negative regulation of phosphatase activity.
GUCAUCAGUAAAUAGUCAAGGUAACGCACGUGUGGUGUCGCUGCUUAAUCAAUUCUGUUUUGUUAUGGUUGUAUGUGUGGGUAUGGUUGUGUGGUAAUUUAAGAUACGGCGACUGUACUUUGACCGAAAGAAGGUUUGAGUACAUAAACUGAAAUGGCAACAGCAGAGGCAGUGCGUCCUGUUCAUGGACAGUUUGAAUGGAAUGAGCAAUCCAAGUGUCUUGAAUUUAUAAGCAAGGAUAGCCAUGGACAUGGUUACUACGACAAGAAACGAAGAAGCAGAGGUCAUUUUGAUAUUGGUCAUGCCAACCUAAAAAGUAAAACUACAAAAGCAGUCAAGGCCCCUUCCAUAUAUGGGUUCUCAUCUGUUCCGAGAGGAAACCCUGGUAUUGUGUCCAGCAGACUGACCGGCCAAAUUGGGGGCCAGGGUGGGUCGCCUAAAUUUGGUGGGAUAUGGCAUGGGGGGAGCAGUAAUGACGUCACCCUGCAUAAUGUUAAAUCUGUUGCUAUGGAUUUGCUUGCUGAAGAAAGAGAAGCUAAAAGAACAAAAGUUUCAGCUGCGUUUAUAAACCUCGUCAGUACUCAGCAGUUCGAUAACUUCUUGGUGACGCUUCUUCGUUACUUUAACUGCUUUUAUGUGGGUUUAGAACAGGAGAGACACCCACAUAAAACUACUUAUUUGGAACCAAGCAAGGCAGAGGUAAAAGCACUAGCUGAAACUCAACAGCGACUUGUAGUAACAAAAAGAAGGCUUGGCCAGGCUUAUUGUGUGAUUGUACUUGGACUUGGCCUGGAGAAACAUCACCAUAUGGGUUGUGGAAAGCAGAGAGUGUCUUCAACUCACAGAGACAAGCAUAUGUUUGAAGAUAUGUACACCUUCUGUACGUUGUUGAUUUGGGUCACCUUUAGGAGGAAGGAAUAUGUUAGAGUUCACCAAGAAAUGGGAGACAUGUUAAGAUCCGCUGUGUUUAAUCCUGCCAAUCGUAAAGUGAAGCCUGUUAACAAUGAUAAUGUGAAGAAAACUGUGAAGAAACCAUUAGGUAGAAAAGAGGCAAUGCAGAAACCAAUUGCCCGAAGAAUCCAUGAUUUACUAUCGGCUGAACUGCCAAAGUUGGAGAAACUCACACCAGCACAACAUAGAAGAUUUGCAGGAAAACGUCCAGCGCUGAUGAAGGCCAUUCAUCAAAGAUCAUCUGCUCUUGUUUCCCUGCUUCCUCUUCCCAAAGAGGAUGCGAGUCACCUCUUCGGAGGAAAGAUCCCGAAUGAGAAGUCUAUCACUGAGAUCAAGGAGGACUCGGAUGGGAUGUUUCUUCUUCAGCAUCAGUCCAUCCUCCCAUCAGAGAAGCUCGGGAUCAUCGGAGAACCGAUGGAGAUGUUUAAUCCCGAAAACCUCCAACCGAAGAACACUGACAGUGAUGAGGAAGAUUCUGACUCUUUGGAUGGGGACUCACAUUCGCUGUCAAACAACAAACCAACGCAGAGUGAUCUUUCUCGUCACAGCGCAACAUCCAGAGCCACUACAGAAGACGGAGAACAUUAGAAAUAAUUUAUCAAAGUUUUUGGGAACUUACUUACCUAUGCCUUACCUGCUGGAAUUUUACCUAAAAUUUCCUGUUUUAUUAAAUUUCAUAUUAAUUACCUUGUGUGUGCUUACUAUUCUGUUACUUUAGGUUUGAAAUCUGUAGUUGGUCUACAUAUUUAUAGAAUUUAAAAUGUGUUUUUUUUAUACAAUGUUUUUUUCAUGUAUAAAAAAUACCGUUGUGUUGAUUUAGGUCACAUUAGGUGUCUUCAGAUAUGUUCUCCACUGUAAUUAAAACAUUUACUCUUAGUGUUAACUAGUAUAGCCCAUUCUUUAGUAAGCUGUAGUUAUUCAAAGGUUGCUAAAAUUUACUUAAUUUGUAUGAAUGAUUUAUAGUUACAUUGCUGUAUACACUCGUUUCAUUUAGUUAGAACUUAAAAGAAUAGCACUUGUGAUGUUUUUACCUUCUUAGACUUUAUAAUUCACCUACCCAUUUGUAGCACUUACACUGUUCUGUUGUUUUCCUUCAG